AUGCAUCCUCUAGAAACUCCCGAAACGUCACCGACUCCCUCGUCACCGCGGCCGUCGACCGACCUCGGCAAUCCGCCUCACGCAGCCUUCCUACACAAUUUGACCCAGCGACUGCGCAAAGGUUCCAAUGCAAGCUCGCAGAGUGGCGGUGCCGGUAGUGGCCACGAGGCUCCGGCACAACCGGCACCGUUACCCGACCCUGUAAAGAAGACGGAAAAGACAAGGGAAGUGAAAAAGUUGCUUGCGGCCAUGAUCCGGGACGACUGGGAAUACCCCAGUACUGCCGUGAAGGAGAACAACGGAAUACUGCCGUAUCGGGAACCGACGGGUUACAGGAUGCGCGAAGAGUGGGCGAGCGAUAUCGAAGCGGAGGAGAGGAAAGCGGCGUAUGCCAAUGCGCAUGGACAAGGACAAGGACACGGCAGCGCAAACGGAAAAGGGCAACAAAACAAGAACACCAGCAACAACAGCCCCUAUAGAUUCGAAACUCCAGAUGCAGUGGGCGACAUGAUUCUCGAGAGGAAGCGGAAACGGCGAAAACUCAUAGAGGAAGAAUUGAGGGUGAAUGAGGGUUUGAGAGUCUGGACGAACAGACGGGACGCAUGGACCGGGGCGGUCAAGCAGCGCCCUCGGGAGGCGGUCGCGAAGAGGAAGGAGAGUGGCCUCGACAGGCAGAGACCAGGUCACAUCUUUAGAAGGUCCAGUAGUAUGCUCUCGCAUUGUCAGAGCUACGAUCACGGACGCAACGGAACGUCGACAUCUACGUCUUCGAGUUCGCCAUUGAACCCUGGAUCAUCACCUACAAAGUCGAGUACGGUGAAUGGAGACGGUGCCGAUGCAAAUACAAGUAUCAAUGCAGGCGCAGGUAAAAGCACUGCAGUGAUCGAAGCAUCGUCAACGGACAGCGAGAAUGUCGUCGUUGUCGAUACCACCGCCCUAACAAGCACUAAUAACGGACCUCCUCUCCUCCACCACCGACAACAACGGUCAACACCGUCAGCAACAACAUCGGCAUCCUCAGAGACCACCACCAACGACACCUCGACGCUUGACGGCCCUUGGCUGCCGAUCUUCCCCCCGCUUCUCCCAUCUGACCACGACAUAUUGCGCGACCGCAUCGCUCCGAAGGCCUAUGCUACAAUCUACUCCAAGAUCGUGGUGCAAGGGCUUGCGCCCAACGUGCCGAUCCCGCUGGUGCACAUGAUCCCCGCGCUCGUCGAGGGCUGGAAGGCCGAAGGCAACUGGCCUCCGCAGCCGGCGACCGUCUUGGCCGUGGACGUCAAAAAGGGGCGCAGGUCGAGCGCGUUCGCCAAAUGGCGCAGGGACCACGCGGCCGCUCUCGACACGCGCGCCGCUGACGGCCAGAUGGCCCAGCACGAGCGCGACGACGGGAAGAGCAGAGUGAGGCGGAGCAUCAGUAUGAUGAAGCGCGUGCUCGGGGGGAGCGAUGCGCGCGGCGGCGCCGGUCUCGACGAGCUGGGCAUCGAGUUUCGCGAACACCAGGACGACCAUGACGAUCAGGAGGAGAUGGAGCAGAAUAUCACGCUUAACAAGGCUCUUGUUGGAUGA
Messenger RNA from Exophiala spinifera, 1569 nucleotides. RefSeq lists its product as uncharacterized. The transcript has a single exon. NCBI's taxonomy places the organism in Eukaryota, Fungi, Ascomycota, Eurotiomycetes, Chaetothyriales, Herpotrichiellaceae. The coding region runs from base 1 to 1569 and encodes 522 amino acids. The record is from RefSeq and is a predicted model, not a curated record.